AAAAUUUAUUGCGUCAAUUGAAAUGUUGUUUGCCAUUCGAUUCGUGUACAAAGGACGUGUAAAUUUCUGUUCUUUAUGGAGAUUUUUUCAGUUCGUUAGUUCGCUCCAGACAUUUCCAAUAUAAUUUGUUAUUUAAAUUAUUGUUAUUCUCAUUACAUCCAUUGUCCUUAAGACCGUUCAAUUAAGUAAAUGUUACGAAUAAUUUUUUGUCUUUUAAUUGCGUUUUUUUCUAUAUUGAUUUAAAAUAGAUCAUGAAAUUCGACGAUUAAGUCAUUUGAAUUAAUGAAUCCGUCUAUUCAUCCAUUCGACGUGGAUAUUUACAGUCAUUAAUAAAUUAACAACCAUUAAUGUAAUCGGCAAUUCCAAUUGAUUUAAUUAUACCAUCUCCCUGAACAUUAUUGUAGGAAUUACUUUAAAUUCACACACCAUUAUAACUAAUAAAGGAGUAGGCGACCUAUGAUUUCCGAAUGGUCCUGGAAAAGCGUCUGCGCUCGGUGUCGAAGCAAGAAAACCAUCUCGGAUGGACGGACAGUCGGUUCUCAUCAGUGUCUUGAAGCUGGUCCACCAUAGUUCCGUACUGGAUGUUUGAAUGAAAAUAUGAAGUUUCCGGUUUCCACGAUAGCCACGUUGUGGCUAUUGCUCGACAUCACGGAUGGGGCUAUGCCCGACAGGGAGUUGGAUCUUAUUUUUAGAGACAGAUCCAAAACGGAUUGGCAAAACGCAUGGCAUAAAGAGAAACACGCACGAUGUCGAGAAAGAUUAAUAGGACAUUUGUAUUGGGCAUGUGAAAAGGACAUUUACAAACUUACACGAAGAACCGACCCGACCUUUAAAAAUUAUUUUAUGGAGUCAGAUGAAUUAAAUUAUCCAUGGUUGAUUCCCAGCAAAGCAAAAAGCUUGUUGCAGUUCAAAAGAGGAAUUAAACGAUCGGGAUCGUCGAUAACAUCGGAAUGUUGCAUGUCUACGGGCUGCACUUGGGAGGAAUAUGCAGAAUAUUGUCCGAAUAAUAAACGACACACAUUAUACAGUUCUUAUUAAUUUUUUAAACGAUCAUAUCUCGAUCUUGGCAAUAUGAUUUAAUCAAUGAUUAUUCGUUAGGGAAUAAAGCGGCAUUGUUGGCUGGAUUGGCAUAAUUACAGGGCUUGUCAGAUUAGAUCAGAUGUAUUUUUGUUUUGAGUAGAAAAACUGAUAUAUUUUUAUAUUAUUACGAAUAUGCAAUUUAUAUACCUUUGAGGCUGGAGAUAUACAAAUUGCUUAAAUAUAACUUGAUGUAAUUGCGUUUCUAUGUAUGUGUAAUGUUAAUACAAGCAACACCUAAAACAC
Messenger RNA from Aethina tumida (small hive beetle), 1323 nucleotides. Its product is annotated as probable insulin-like peptide 7. The coding region runs from base 598 to 1038 and encodes 146 amino acids. The record is from RefSeq and is a predicted model, not a curated record. NCBI's taxonomy places the organism in Eukaryota, Metazoa, Arthropoda, Insecta, Coleoptera, Nitidulidae. The transcript has 3 exons.